GAAUUAGUUAAACAUAAAAUGUAAGAGAUAUUUCUGCAGCAAAGCUCUGAAGAUUAUUUUGGCUGGAGGUACAAUCCUGCUCACUAACCAGUAGGUGGCAGUAACGCACCGUUGUCUCCUUUCAUGCCAAAAAGAAGAAGAUACGGUUCGAUGUUAUCGAGCAGAUGAGGACACGCGUAUAGUUUGAUUUCUUUAACCAUAAUGAAUUUUAUUUAAAAUGCGAUGCUAGCUUAACAGUCAUGCGGUUAUGGCUGAAUUAGCGGAACAAGGACACCGACGCCCCCCCCGCGACUAAUGGUGAGCUUUGUAACCCGGUUUCCACUCGAUUUUAUCGGGCUACGUUACAGGACGAGCCCGUCAAGGUUAGCAUCGCCGUUUGCUCUCCCCCGGAACCGAACUCGCUAACAUGGCGUGACGACAAUGAAACGCCGUGUCCUCCGCGGCCAGCCGGUGGCUGAGGAGAAGAAGAAGAAGAUGCUGCUGAAGACGCCCCAGAAGCUGCUGAAGAGCGGCCACUACAUCGAGCUGGGCAGCUACCAGCACUGGCCGGUGCUGAUACCCCAGCGGAUCCGACUGUACACCUACGAACAAAUCCCCCUCUUCCUCAAAGAAAACCCCUUCAUCACAGGCGGCUACAGGGCCCACCUGCCCUCCAAGCUCUGCCUGAGGAGUAUUUUCGUGCUGAGCAAUGAGACGGUGAACAUUUGGAGCCACCUGCUGGGUUUCCUGCUCUUCUUCUCUCUGGGGGUCAACGACGUGUCCUCUGUGCUGCCGGCGUCCGGAGCCAAUAGAGAGGACUACGUCAUCUACAUCAUAGGACUCUUCUGCUUUCAGGUGUGCAUGUUGUGUUCCGUGGGGUACCACCUGUUCUCGUGCCACCGGUCUGAGACCACCUGCCGCCGCUGGCUCUCCUUGGACUACGCCGGCAUCUCCGUUGGCAUCCUGGGCUGCUAUGUCCCCGGGAUCUUCUACGCUUUCUACUGCAACGCCUUCUGGCGACAGGUGUACCUGCUGACCGUGCUGUCCCUGAUCCUGGCCGUCUUCUGCGCUCAGGUCCACCCCCAUUACCUCAGCAACGAGUGGCGACGGAUUCGCACGACGAUCUUCUGCUGCGUGGCAGGCAUCAGCGUGAUUCCCGCGUGUCACUGGGUCUGGCUCAACGGAGGACUUGCCACGGACGUGGUGCAGCUGUUCCUGCCUCGCGUGCUAAUCAUGUACCUGAUUGCCGGAUCUGCAUUCUUGUUCUACGUCACCAAGGUCCCCGAACGCUACUUCCCCGGCCAGCUGAACUACCUGGGAGCCAGCCACCAGGUGUGGCACAUACUGGUAGUGGGGAUGUUUUACUGGUGGCAUCAGACAGCUGUGCACAUCAUGCACUUCAGGCACAGCCGGUCGUGCCCGGGCAGCAGCAGCAGCAGCAGCAGCAGCAGCAGCUAAGUGGAACGGAUCCCAUGAUGUAAUGGAAAGGCUACUUUGCUAUGAAUGUUAGUAGACAUCAGUUAAACACCUAAUGUUGCUAUUGAAACACUUUUAACCAGUCAGUCCGCUGGUUAGAAGCUGCUGCCUAAAGGGAUUUAACCACAAGCUUGUGAUUAAUAGCUACUAAGGUUUAAAACUGAGUCUAAUGGUAGCUCUUUCAGUGAGCUGUUGGUUACUGUUUAGUGGCUUUUUAAGGCCAGUACACGCAUUCAUUAUACUGUCUCUAGCAGUAGAUAUCAGCUAGGAGUGGCUACACAGUACUGUAAAUCUUAAAAUCGCUUAACCACCAUAACCAUUAAGUUGCAUGAAGCUGGAAUUUAAAUUAUUUUGUAGAAACAGACUACGGUUUGGAGUUUUUAAUUGGUGAUCUUUUUAUCGCAUGGUUUGUUGAGUUUUCUUUGUGUACAGAAGUUUUAAACAAUAUCUACGAGGAUUCUGUUGAAUCAAACAUAAAUGCCUGUGUGAACAAUUUGAUGAAAUGUGAAAAGCAACACAAAAACUGGAAAUGCAGCAUUUGAACACUGUGAACUCUGGCGGGGGGGGGGGAGAAUGUGUUUAGUUUUUGAAGCUCUCGAACAAAUAGCUUAUGAUCAAUCAAUGAUCAAUCCGCAAUAUCUGAGAAGAAAAUGUAGGAACCAUCUUCAGCCUACAUUACUUUAUUAUUACUUACAUUAUUUUCUAAAUACGGCUUGAUUUUGUUUUUGUGUAUUAUUUAUUUUUUAUUUUUGGACCGAGACAGUGUCAGUGUUGCGCCAAAACAUAAAAUGUUAUGGCUUCACUACACGAGAUAAGUAAUAUCAGCCUUAAUACCAACCGAGUUAAUAAACAACAUAGUGUACAAUCAUCCCUUUUUAAAUUGAACUAUUAGUGGUAUGUUAGAUUCAACUUCUUCUAAAUUGACCGAACAUCAUUCUCCUGACAUCCUGGUAAAUGGUGCUGGGAUCCGAUGUGGAGUCACCAACUACUGUUUUUGUUAGGAAGGGGUCUAAUCUGGAGACUGCGUGGCUGAAAUGACAAACAUGCUGAUUGUAGUAAUAAAAAAUACCCCUUUUAACAACAGUUUGAACUGGACAAUCAAAGACCCAUUUUUGCUGAUGAUCCAGUUAGCGGUAGCAGUUUAUCUCUCCGAAUGGUCCACACCUGUCACCCCUAAGGCAGGUAGCGUCACCUUCGCAGCCCUUUUUGAGUCAUAAAGGUUAAUUGUGUAAAAUUUUGCAUGCAUUGCAACUGCUGUUGUUUGAACCAGGCCAGUGUGAAGUGUUACAGGUUUUUACUUUUUAAAAUAACUCAUCAUGUUUGUAUAUGUCUGCCUUAUUAUCUUUGAGUGUUUGUACUGUAAACACACUUACUGUUAGAGUCGGUUUUGGGUCAAAGGAAUGAUGAAACUGACCGAUUUAAUCUUUGCUGUUACACAACAAUGCCAGUAUGGUUAGUUCUUUUUAUCUGAUAUGAUUCAACGCUUAGAAUAAGUUUUGGGUUUUAGUUGAGGUCACUUACUGCUGCAGAACUGUAAGUGGCUCAAUGAAAAAUGUGUCUUUAUUUUUGCCUUUUUGAGUUUUGUUUUAAUUUUUCAUCAUGCAUAUCUAACAAUCAUAAACUGCUUGGUCUUUUAUUUAGAAAAAUCACCCCAUGAUUGUUUUAUCCUGUCUUAUCAUUUAUAUGAUAAAGCACUGGCGCUGAUUUACAAGAUAUUUAUUUCAGUGCCUAUGUGAAAUUAUAUUUAUAAUAUAUUUUUAAACAUUUUGAAUGAAUAAAGAAUGCUGGGAAAUACA
Messenger RNA from Pungitius pungitius (ninespine stickleback), 3251 nucleotides. RefSeq names its product progestin and adipoQ receptor family member 3-like. The record is from RefSeq and is a predicted model, not a curated record. Bases 421 to 1437 code for a protein of 338 amino acids. Gene Ontology annotation, molecular function: signaling receptor activity. The transcript has 7 exons. Gene Ontology annotation, cellular component: membrane. Lineage: Eukaryota; Metazoa; Chordata; Actinopteri; Perciformes; Gasterosteidae.